AGCACUUAUUUGUACCGCGCAGUGUGAUCUUUGGGUUUAUUUAUAGCUCUGCAGAGAGUAUUUCCAUGCUAUAUUUACGUACAUUGAUGAAGUCAAAAGACCACGGAUGAGAAGGGAUUUACUCAGUCCAAUUUGAAUCAGCAAAUGGCCAACAACGCCCGCAUCGAAAACACGUCCUCCGAGGGACAUGAAGGGGACGCCACCUGCGUGGCGUACUUCGAUGGGCAGGUGUUCUCCGGAGGCGCUGACGGUAAAAUACGAAUCUGGUCACCGGAACUGCAACUAUUGGCCACUGUGAACGCUCACGAGGCGUACAUAUACUGCAUGGCUAUCAAUCAGCACGGAAAGGUCUACUCGAGCAGCUGUGAUGGCCAAGUGCACUUCAUGCUUCCUCCCUAUGGAGACGAGUCAGUGCAGGAGUUAUUCCGCUGCGACGACGCCAUCCAGGCCAUGUAUUGCGACGGAUCCGUACUAUACACUGGCGAUGACAAGGGUGUGGUGACCACUUGGACCAACGAUCGCAUGCUCUUCAAGUACAGCCUGGUGGAGGAGGUCAAGUCACUGGCCGGCGAACAGAAUCUCAUUUACACAGUUCGCGACCUGGACGUGGUGGUGUCCCAGGUGGCGGAGGGCAAGUCCGGAAAGUACAGCAAUAAGGCGGUGAUUCCAGGUAAGUCUCCGCUCCAUCUUCUCGGGCCCAUGGUGGAUGGCAAGCGUAGCUAUCUGGCCUUUCCCGAUCGCUCUGGGAUGGGUUUGCAACUGGUCAACAAUCUUUCGCAGCAACAAUACUCCAAAAUUUGGCACUUGCCGUGGAUCGUAAACGCCCUUUGCGGGAAUGAGACCUACUUGUACUCCGGCGGCUAUGACAAAAAGGUAAAGGGAUGGACCGAUCUGGGAGCAGGAAAGCCAAAAGCCCUGGGCGAGGUGGAGGUGGGUAGCUGUGUGAACAGCAUAUGCUGUGGAGCCAACAACACUGUUUACAUAGCAAGCAGCGAUGGAUUUAUUCGCAGUGCGAAGUUCGUAUAG
This is a messenger RNA of Drosophila simulans, 1026 nucleotides long. RefSeq lists its product as uncharacterized. The transcript has 3 exons. NCBI's taxonomy places the organism in Eukaryota, Metazoa, Arthropoda, Insecta, Diptera, Drosophilidae. The record is from RefSeq and is a predicted model, not a curated record. Gene Ontology annotation, molecular function: protein binding. The coding region runs from base 145 to 1026 and encodes 293 amino acids.